AUGAAGGCAUCACGAAAGUACAAUUUGAGUGAAGCAUCAUCAUCAAAAGCUGUUGACUCCCCCAGAAGAUAUCCAAACCCCUCGAAAACUCCAGAGGAUUCUCCAAAAAAUCCCCUAGACCAGACCUACGUCAAUCCACAGAAACCAAAAAAGAAAUUCCGAAAGAGUUUCUUCAUACAGAAGCAAAGAUCCUCAAUCGUCUCUCCCCCAUCAUCUCCAGCUCCCAAGUCCCCAAACCCAAAGAGAACAACCCCAAGAACCACCAAACAGACACCUCGAUGCUCCAUGAAGAUCCUGAACCCCAGGAAUCCCCCAAAAAUAAACUUUGACGAUAACUCCAUCCCCCAGAAGAGGAAAAAGCCGUCCCCCAGAGGCUGUAACUCCACUGACGACGAGAACUACCCCCACAUCGAGAAAAAGGCAAAAAGCCUGAGAAAAAAAAGGAAAUUGUUCCAUCUGAGUGAUUCCAUCGAGGAUCUGUCGGAGUUCCUGGAGGAAUCGACUGAAAGACACUCGGAGAAGCCAGAGAUCAAGAAGAAACCCCGAGUUAUUCAUGUGGAGUACUACAAGUCUCAUAAGCCCGUCGUCCCAAGUCUCCAGGUCAAUAACCCUGAGGAUAAAUCAUCAACGGAGGUGAACCUUACAGGAUUGUACUCAGACCUGGAUUUUUUGACCCAGGCUAAUGUUCGUAGUGAUUUAAACCCUUCACCUGGGGGUCGAGACACUUCAGAGACUUCAACAUGCACUCAAAAUCCUUUAAGAGAGUCAGAAAACAUGGAGGAGAGUCAAGACGGGCCAUCAGACCCUCAGAAAUCAUCAUUAGAACGUUCAGAAACUACUUUCGAAAAUCAUUGUCGGUUGAUCACAAAUCGUUCAUUAAAAAAUGAUGAUAUGAUGUGCCCCAAGACCAUCAUCACUCAGUGA
Molecule: messenger RNA, 924 nt
Organism: Diachasma alloeum
Lineage: Eukaryota; Metazoa; Arthropoda; Insecta; Hymenoptera; Braconidae
Product: pollen-specific leucine-rich repeat extensin-like protein 1
Exons: 1
Coding region: 1-924 (307 amino acids)
Source: RefSeq, a predicted model, not a curated record